Molecule: messenger RNA, 1037 nt
Organism: Ascoidea rubescens DSM 1968
Lineage: Eukaryota; Fungi; Ascomycota; Saccharomycetes; Ascoideales; Ascoideaceae
Exons: 1
Coding region: 115-843 (242 amino acids)
Source: RefSeq, a predicted model, not a curated record
AAAAUAUGCAAAAACUAAAAUGCAUAAACGUAAAAAACAUUAAAUGGAGUGAAGUUUUUAAACAAACUAAGCUUGAAACACCAAAUCAAUUAGAAGCAAAUAGAGAUACCAUAAAUGUCUCCACCACCAGAAAUCCCAGUUAUGAUUUUAUUAUUUUUAUCAAAAUGUUAUCAUAUUGGAUUGAAGAAAAUGUAUUUCCAGAAAAUGCACUUGAUCAGUUGGCAAAUCAAUUGUCAUUUAUUUAUUUUUUCCGUGUAUAUAUUUUUUCUGAAUGUGUAUUAUUCAAAACGUUUAAUUGCUAGCUCUGUUUUGAAUCAAAUUAAAAGCAAAUUUCCAAACCAUCAUACAUAUAAUCAAAUCCUUAAAAGCAGCUGGAACAUAACCACGGAAGAAAUCGAAGCACUAAAUUUGGUAACAAUGGAUGAAACCCUUAGGGUUUUCAUUCGAAAAACAAGUAAAUUCAUUGAAAAUUAUUUUAUCUCUGCUGUUUUUAAAUCAAUAACUGGCAGCAAAUUUAAUGGUUUUUCAACAUCAAAGUUUAUAUAUUUAAACAAGAAGUUUAAAAGUAUUCAAUUACUAUUCGGAGGAUUGUCUUCGUAUAUUUUGUUAGUUCAGUAUCUUCCAUUGGUAAUCGAAUAUGCUAAAGAAAUAACAGGUUAUAUUGGUGCUAAUUAUCACAAUUUAGACGGAGAUGUUAGUAUCAUAGAAGCAGCCUUAGGUGGUUUUAGGUGGAUAAACAUUUCCACGCAAUUGGAUGCUGUUGAAUUGUUGAAAGGACCAGGAGUAAUUGAUAUUAAAAGAAUAAAAGAGCUUCUUGAUCUUCAAGCUGAGCUGGAGAAGUGAGUGUUUUUUCACCACUUUUUCUCAACUCGAUUCGAUUAUAUCAAUGAGGUGAUGAUGUUAACUCCUAAAGGAAAUUUCGAAUUAACUCAAAUUCGAACCUCUGAUUGUUUUUCUAAUUUUUCUUAAAGUUUGGUAUUAUUCAAUUUUGAUUUUGCUUUAAUAAUUUGCCACAAUAAUUAUUUUUUUGUAUUUUG